Messenger RNA from Lathyrus sativus (Indian pea), 942 nucleotides. NCBI's taxonomy places the organism in Eukaryota, Viridiplantae, Streptophyta, Magnoliopsida, Fabales, Fabaceae. The record is from the annotation of a GenBank genome assembly.
AUGUCGUCGUUUUCAAUCCCAACAAUUGGAUCGAAACUUGAAAGCCCAACUACAAACCCAAACUGGCUCGAACUUCCGAAAGAAAUAACAGCAAACAUCCUCCACAGACUUGGCGCUGUUGAAAUUCUUACCAGCGCACGAAAUGUUUGUCCUUAUUGGUGGAACAUUUGCAAAGACCCUCUCUUGUGGCGAACUAUUCGCAUGAGCGAUAUUAGCAUAUUACGUUAUAAUUCUUCUAACUUAUCCAAGAUUUUUCGCUACGCAGUGGACCAAAGCUGUGGUGGUCUUGAAGAUAUUUAUCUUAAGUAUUUUGGAAAUGAUGAGCUCUUCCAAUAUGUAGCAGAUAGGGCAAGUCAGUUAAGAUGCUUAAGGAUUGAAAAUUGCCAGAGAUCAUUGUCAAAAGAAGGAUUGAGUGAAGCUGUAAAGAAAUUUCCACUGUUAGAGGAGCUUCAUAUUUCUGACUGCCACAUCCUCCAUAGUGUUUCUUUUAAUACUAUUGGUCAAUCUUGCCCUCUUCUAAAAUCGUUGAAACUUAAAGGUUUUUUUGAUGUAAAUAAAGAAUGUGAUUAUCAGGCUUUUGGUAUUGGUGAAACAAUGCCUGGACUGUGUCAUCUUGAACUUUUGAAAAUUAAUCUUUCUAAUGUUGGAUUGAUUGCAAUUCUUGAUGGAUGUCCUCUUCUUGAGUCUCUUGAUAUAAGAGGAUGUUUGCAUCUGGAUUUAAGUGGAAGUAUAGGGCAAAGAUGUAAGAAGCAGAUCAAGGACUUACGUCUUCCUGAAGAUUAUAUAGACGAGUCGGAUGAUACUUGUGGUGAUAUUGAUCUGACCAUGGCAUUUGACUUAUUGGGCGAAUUUUCUCAUGCAGAACAACGUUGGCAAAUUAAAAGACAGUCAAAAUUUUCAAAUAUCUAUCAAUUUUUCACAAAAAGAUUUUGGUUUUUGUGA